AUGUCAUUUAUCCAUGAUCCCAGACUCCUCUACAGCAUCAAUAACAUUCUUGCCUUCCAUAUCCAGAAUGGCGAAGAAACGGAGCUCACUCCAUCCGGUCCCCAGACACUCUCUCUAUUGAUGGUUCCCACUACCGCUUCGACUACUCAGACCGGAGGCACGGACGGACAAGUAGAGGAGGACUUUUAUCUUCACUUACACCUCCCACCUGAGUUGGAUGUUGCACUUCCUGCAACAACCCAGAUCUACCAUCAGCCGCCGAAUAGCUAUCUGAUUCCUCGUUGGGAUCUAGGACCCGAUGCGGGUGCGUUCAUUCGCAUUCAAUUUCCCGGAAUUGGGACCGGGCCCGAUAAGGUGACGCAGGAAGAUAUCGACACCUUCGAAACAAUUUUGGCACAAUGUACAGCAUUCCUCGAGCGAGCGCCUCCACCGAAGGAGCACGCUCCGUACAACCCGGCCAGCUAUGCUCCCGGGGAAGGCUACGUCUCCUCCGGGCAAGCUACCUCUAGCGAUGCACAUGGAAAGAUUGUUUUGGUUGACGAGGAGAAUGGCAGUGUUGUAGGGGAGAUGGAAGGAUACCAAGUAGUGGAGCAACCUGGUGUGAAGCCAGGCUCCAAGAGACCGGUGGAAAUUCAGCUCCCUGCCGAGGGAGAGGGAAACAAAAUCAGCGUCGGUAACGUGUCGGAAGAAUACUUGCAGGUGGCUCGUCACCCGGCAUAUAAGAACUCGACCCUUGUCCAGAAGUCUGCCAUGGCAUCCCGCUUGAUCGUGACAGGAUCAUCGUACAUUGGCAACGUCCUAACCAGUGGAGCUGAAAGCUUCACGAAGAAGACAAAACCCAAUCCCAAGCCAAUGACGUUUUCUGAGACCACCCACGCCCGAUUUCGAAAGAUUGGCACCCUCUCUCAUGGCGCGGCAGAUCUCUCCGCCAAAACCGUGGGUCAAGUUGGUAAAGUGGCACAGAAUUUUGGUGCCUCUCUGACCCGACGAGAGGGUAAACAGAAGGGUGUCGAUAAGUACGGAAACGGCAGUGAUUACAAGCCGGGGAUCUUGAACAAGUCCUUGAUCGCCUUCUCAACUCUGGCGGAUGGUAUCGAGCAGGGUGCCCGCAAUGUGCUGACGUCUGGCUCUGUCGCGGCCAGCACAAUGAUUGCACAUCGCUAUGGAGCGGAAGCCGGUGCCGUGGCCAGCAAUGUCACUGGCGGUAUUAAGAACGUCGGCCUGGUGUACAUUGACGCGUCCGGCGUGAGCCGCAAGGCUGUUCUCAAAUCCGUCGCGAAGGGAAUGGUCGUUGGACACAUGCGUGAUGGUAAACAAGUUGUCGUUGGUACGGGUGAUGGAGGCGAGGUGCCUCCCAGUGUAGGUGGCCCCAGCCAACCUAUGCUUGGCGGAAGAGACCCCGUCGCACGACGCCCGUCUCCCAGCCCUACACCACCUCCCGCUUAUGGGGCUUCGGGUACCAUUUCGUUAGGCGGAACGGCUAUGUCAGGAGGGAAGCGCUAG
Aspergillus fischeri NRRL 181 is the source of this 1503-nucleotide messenger RNA. RefSeq names its product senescence-associated domain-containing protein. Gene Ontology annotation, cellular component: plasma membrane. Gene Ontology annotation, biological process: cell division. Bases 1 to 1503 code for a protein of 500 amino acids. The record is from RefSeq and is a predicted model, not a curated record. The transcript has 2 exons. NCBI's taxonomy places the organism in Eukaryota, Fungi, Ascomycota, Eurotiomycetes, Eurotiales, Aspergillaceae.